AUAUUUAGGUUAUGAAAUUUGGCGAUAACUUUGAGCGAGAAAAUCAUUCAUUCGUUUGGAAUCCGGGAAGUAUAGGUGCAGUUUUACUUCUUUAAACAUUUUUCAAGAUGGGACGAAAUGAACGAUUUCAACUUAUGGCCACAUUGAAUCUUUUAUUCUUUGUAGCUUUGACAGCUGCUACAGGUCAGACUCAAAAUUGCGAUGUUGAUGAGAGACAGCCAACGGUAUGGUUGGGUGAUGAAGAUGAUGCAAACUUCUGUGAUGCCAGCGCCGAGCAUUGUGAUCACUUUGGUCUUGAUUUCGUUUGUGAGGAUCCGAGUGGAGGAUCACUUACACCUUGUAUCAAUGGGACCAAAGUGAAGUGCGCAUCACCACCUGCUGUACCCCUGACUGAUCCCACUCCUGCCACCACUAUAAGAGUUCUUGUAUACAACGUCUUUGAGCUACGUUAUCUCUAUUGGCAAAGUGGCCAACGAGAAAGAACAUGCCGUAUUCCACAUAAGUUUUUCAGUAUGCAUCCAGAUAUUGAUGUCAUCGUUUUCAACGAAGUCUUCAUGGGAGGUUGCUUUGCCCCCUUCAACGAUACCAUCGAAACAAGUACCCUUACCAUGCGUGACAUCAUGGACCAAUAUGGGUUCAUCUAUUACACAGAUACCGUUGGCAUUGGCGAACCUUUCCCUAAAGUUGAGAAUGGUGGAGCGUUCGUUGCUUCUAGGUGGCCCAUUGUCAAAACUGAUUCCCGGGUUUUCGACAUAUCCGAACCAUAUUCGUGGAUGGCUAAAGGAGUUGUGUACACCAUGAUCAAUAAAACUGUUGCUGGACAGAGUGUUAUGUACCAUAUCUUUGGAACUCAUAUGCAAGCUUUCCGAACCCCGAAUGCAGACUAUGUUCGAGUUGCCCAAGCUACUAUCAUUCAUGACUUCAUGCUGGAGCAAGACAUCGGUGAUGACGAACCCGUUAUUUAUGGAGGUGACCUGAAUGCAAGACUGAACACAACCAAUGGCGAUGACGUCGUUGACGCUCUUGACGCCACACUUCCUACGAUCAUCGGUGAACUCAAUGUCACAUACGAUCACGAGAACAAUGAUGUUUUUGACGAAAAUAACGAUACGAACUGGUGGUUGGACUAUGUCUUGUAUAGUCGAUCCCACAUUCAACCUGAAGCUGCUACAAUACAGGUCGUUAGGCCUAGGAUGUCUACUCCUUUAGAGAUUUGCUCGACGGCAAUAUCCCCGAUUCCAAGCUACCCUAAUUCUCAAUUUUGCACUGAACGAAAGAAUAUUACAGACCUAUCUGAUCACUAUGCUGUGUUGGGUACUUUUCAUUAUAACAUGGAAUCCCCUCCAGCAACUGCUACGGAAUAUCCGCAUACGACUGAUUCGAGUGUUGGUUGUUGCAUUCAUAACAUCUUGGUAGCACUUACCAUUGUGAUGGGACUCGUUUUGAAAUAGUUAUCAAAUUGAAUCCUUGUUGAAUAUGUUCAGAUCUUACAUUGUAAAAAUGCUAAUUUUGUUCAUCUAUUUGAGAUGGUUUGAUUAUUCGACGAAUCAAAUCAAGGUAUUGAUGUUCAGACUUCUUAAAGUAUAUAAAAGUUUCCAAUCAAUCAUGUAGACCUUAUCUAAGUAUUGCUAGCUUAUUUUGAAAUUGAAAUUGAAAUUGAAAAGGUUUUAUUAAAAUUACUGCACUUUGCAGCCAAAAGGCUGAAUUGCGUACAAUUUACAGGUAUAUAUACAUAGAGUGUACAGAUUUAAAAACAUCAAACUUGAAAUGAUGACGAAAGUAUAACGCAACUUAAUAUAUUAUGUAUACUAAAAGGAAAAGAUGAAAUAAAAAAAUACAAACACUGAAAGGUGGUGGUGGUGGAAGGAUGCUUAUUGAUAUAAACAUCUUAAUUCAAACAAUAAAAACUUAGUUUUAAGCAGGAACAACAACGAAAGACAGGAGGGUGUCUGGGGCGAGCGAGCAGUCAAGUUUUAUUUAGAUACUUUAGAUAUUUUGCUUCCAUCCCAAUAAUGAUCAAUUCUCCAUCUUUCUCAGUUUUGCAUUGUUCUGUGACCAUCGUAAUAUGCCCUUAAAGUGUUCGUAUUCUUCUAAACUUACGGUGUCAUAUAGAGGUGGCAUAUGACUAUUGUACGAUCUUCGUAUGGAUUAACGAUCACCGUACGAUUUACGAUUUUUCUUAGCGCGGAGAUAUACUUAUUUUUCAAAAGCGUAAGAUGGUAGCCUUUAUAGGCCCUACACAUCGUAAAAUCAUCGCAAGGGCAUCAUACGAUCAGCGCAGGGGUAUUGCGCGAUAGCUCAGUCGGUAGAGCGGGGGUUUCGGAUUCCGGUGACCCGGGUUCGAUUCCCAAGUGGUGCGCUAGUGCCCUUUGGUAAGACAUUUAUCCUCAUUACCAGGUCCCUCGGAGAGGACCUUAAGCCGUUGGUCCCCUGGUUGCUUGCUCACAGGCAUUCGUGCUUUCUUAGCAGUCAGGUAAAAAACCUCGGUAUGGCAUUGUACAAUGUACAGUCAUCGUAUGAUAAGUGUAAUACGGUUUGAUCGCUGCAGUCAUGGACAUUGUACGAUAUCUGUGCGAGUUACGUAUAACGUCUAUGUUUCUGUCUUAGCCUUCUACGAUGUCUAAUGACUGUGCAAAAAUCGUAGAAUAAUUCGUAGCAUAACAAAUUAGGCAUUAUGCUGUUUAAAAGGACGAAAUACAUGUGUGAAUUUGAAAUACAGCUUUUAGGAAACAUAUGUGACUGAAAAAAACUCAUCAAGAUUGUUGUACAUCUUAUGGAAAGCAUUGCCAUUUUACAAUACUUAAUCGAGGUUAGAUAUUCGUUGAUUCGCCAAUCUCAUUUUGUGUGUUUACCCCUUGCCCGUUCGUUAAUCAUUUACACAACUUUAUGUAUUAAUACAAUACAUUGUAUAUUGUAAAAUAAAGUUUCAACAAAUUUUAGUGUUUGGACUUAUCUUGCCUUACCGGAAUGAGUUGUCGCGAGUUUGUUUUUACAUUAUAGUGUGGACUAUUAUUCAUGAUAAGCGUUAGUUGAUAUCUUAUGAACACCUGUUUGUACAGGAAUAGGUUUGACAAAUAAAUCGCGAUUCA
This is a messenger RNA of Lytechinus pictus (painted urchin), 3089 nucleotides long. RefSeq names its product sphingomyelinase C 2-like. Lineage: Eukaryota; Metazoa; Echinodermata; Echinoidea; Temnopleuroida; Toxopneustidae. The coding region runs from base 108 to 1451 and encodes 447 amino acids. The transcript is spliced from 3 exons. Gene Ontology annotation, molecular function: sphingomyelin phosphodiesterase activity. The record is from RefSeq and is a predicted model, not a curated record. Gene Ontology annotation, cellular component: cytoplasm; extracellular region.